This is a messenger RNA of Penicillium macrosclerotiorum, 768 nucleotides long. RefSeq lists its product as uncharacterized. NCBI's taxonomy places the organism in Eukaryota, Fungi, Ascomycota, Eurotiomycetes, Eurotiales, Aspergillaceae. Bases 1 to 768 code for a protein of 255 amino acids. The record is from RefSeq and is a predicted model, not a curated record. The transcript is spliced from 2 exons.
AUGGCCCACGAGCCAUUGCAUGGAUCAUGCUCCUGUGGGCGCAACCAGUACAGAAUCCAAAUCCCUGAUGAUGUGACUGAUCACGCUCAGGUGUACUUUGACAGCAGCAGAGACAAUCGCCGGUUGCACGGGACACCAUUAACGGCAUGGCUGCGGGUGCCUCUUGAUUGGUACCACUCGUAUACUCUCUCUUUCUUCCCGGAUGAAACCCAUAGCUCUAUCCGUCGCAUUUUUACCCCCCAUCAUGCGCCACAGACACGGCGGAUCUUCUGUGGGUUUUGCGGAACGCCACUGACUUUCUGGACUGAGGAGCCCGAAGAAGAGGCUAGUUUCAUGUCGGUCUCGGUAGGUAGCUUAUCGGGUGAAGAUCAGCGAGCCUUGGAGGAUCUAGAGCUCCUUCCAGAAGAGAUUGAUGAUGCACCGCAUCCUACCGAGCUAUCCCACCCGUCUGAUGCUGUAUUAGCGCCAGACAAUGCUCCUUCUUCCAUUGUCGUUCCUUCUAUUCAGAACACAGAUAGCUCUCGAAGCUUUCGGCAUGGUACCGCCGGUGGAAUUCCUUGGUUUGAAGAGAUGGUAGAAGGAAGUCGUUUGGGUCGUUUGAUGCGCUCACGACGUGGUAUGGGAAUGAGUGACGAUCAAUCGACCUCAAUAGAAUGGGAGGUCAGCGAAUGGGUGGAUUAUGGGAGUGAAGGGACUCCAAUUGUCGAUUCUGAUUCUAAUGGGCACGCUACUGGGAAACGAAAACGCGAGCAACAUAUCGAUGCUUAG